Messenger RNA from Adelges cooleyi (spruce gall adelgid), 611 nucleotides. It is a transcript of the gene Sbat, whose product is annotated as N-alpha-acetyltransferase 38, NatC auxiliary subunit. The transcript has 4 exons. Bases 206 to 547 code for a protein of 113 amino acids. Lineage: Eukaryota; Metazoa; Arthropoda; Insecta; Hemiptera; Adelgidae. Gene Ontology annotation, molecular function: RNA binding. The record is from RefSeq and is a predicted model, not a curated record. Gene Ontology annotation, cellular component: NatC complex.
AAAAGAUCAUUUGCAAAUGGCAAUUGGCAAAUCAUAUUAUAAAAGAGUCAAAUGUAUUGAAUUAAAAUGAGAUGUAUAAUAUAUUUAUUAGUAUUAAUCUGUUAAGUAAUACUCAUGUAUUUAUUUUAAUAUAAUAGUUUACAUUUUUUUUUGAUAUGGUCGUCGUCAACUAGAUAAAGAUAAAACUGUAAACAAUACUUUUAAAAUGGAAACUGGAAAUCAAAAUCUUCAUGAGUCAUCGUUGUGCGGCUUUACGGAAUAUACUACUGAAGGUAGAAGAAAACUUAUGGGUUGGUUGAAUCAACAAAUGAAAAUUCAUUUGACAGAUGGACGGAUUUUGAUUGGAACAUUUGUGUGUACUGAUAAAGACGCUAAUAUUAUAUUAAGUUCUUGCUAUGAAUAUUUUAAUGAAAAAGAUUUAGAAACUGGAGAAUCUCGAUUGCUGGGCCUCGUAAUGAUUCCUGGUCGACAUGUAAUUUCUAUUCAUACUGAUGUACAGCAAAAAUCUGAACAACCAUUAAAUUCAAAUUUUGAACAAACUAUGUAAAAACAAUAUGUGUAAAUUAUUAUAAAAGUUAAAUAUUAUAAUAAUACAAUUAUUCUUAACUAUA